AUGAAAUUCUCAUCCACAGCAGCUUUUGUAACUCUCGCCUCUUUGGCCUCCCAAGUCUUCGCUAAAGAAGCUACUCGAUCAGUCGGCUUCACUCCCAACAAUGGUCUUUACCGACUCGAAGCUCGACAAGAUGUCGGCAUCUCUAUCUGUCAAACUAUCCCUAUCAGUGUACCUCUCGAUGUCGUCCUUUGUACCGACCCUGAUGGAAACAACGUAGACGUCGUCCCUGGACUCGACUUGACUGAUCUCACUUGUGCCGUUACCGGUGGCACUAUCGACGUCGACCUCUCCGAUGGAUUAUGUCUUUGUCUCGUUGGUGGUGUUCUCACUGAUGAUUCCCUUGUCCAACUUCAAGCUCUUAUUGGCACUGGUGGUUCCAACAUCGAAUUAUUGCUCGAUACCGUUGGCGGUCUUACCGGAUUCACCGUUGACAGUCUUUUGGACUUCCUCGUUGGCGAUGCCACAGGUCUCUUGCAAGUUAGUAACACCGAUUGUGUCUAUCCCGAAGGUGCCGUCCCCAACUCAUGUGACGCUUGUACCUUUGAUUGUCCCGAGGGUGAACAAGUCUGCGGUAACACCUGUAUCGCUGAAGGAGACGCUUGUCAAUCCAACGCGCCUGUCGCCAAGAGAAAUCUUCUCAACGAGAAAACAUCUAAAUUCCUUUGUGCCCAAGGUCAAACCGCAUGUGCUCUUCCUUCAUCUCGAUUCUUCAAAUACGGUGGAUACGAAUGUACCGACACCCUCAAUGACGUUGAAUCAUGUGGUGGAUGUACAUUCGCUUUCCCAGGUCAAGCUCAAGGACAAGAUUGUACCGCUCUUCCUUACGCCAUUGAUGUCGCUUGUAACUCUGGUGCUUGCGCCGUCCAAGCUUGUCAAGAAGGUUACGAACCCAACUUUGAUGAAACUUCUUGUGUCGCCCUUGGUUCCAGCUUGGGAUUCAACGUAGAAGGACGAUCUCUGGUCGACCUCGAUCUCGAACCCGUCACCGAACUCGUCGGUCUUGACAUCAAUGACAUCGACGUCAAGCUCGCUGGUGAAGACCUCGUCACCGUUGAGUAA
Molecule: messenger RNA, 1059 nt
Organism: Kwoniella shivajii
Lineage: Eukaryota; Fungi; Basidiomycota; Tremellomycetes; Tremellales; Cryptococcaceae
Exons: 4
Coding region: 1-1059 (352 amino acids)
Source: RefSeq, a predicted model, not a curated record